AUGGACCAACGCCUUCACCACCAAGCAUUUGGUGUUGCAUCCGAACUCUUAGAACAUCUAACGACUAAACCGACAGCUUUUCUCGUCGCUGUGCUAUGGCACGAUAUCCCUCUGCCACUGAACGAUGCAGCUCGCGAGUCUUUCAUGUUCGUGAAAUGCACUAGCAAGACUAGUGUGGAAAGGAUCAGAGAUUCGUACCUUGCUAGGGAAGAGGCGCCCUCCGACAUCUCAUUGCACCUGGAUUCCACCAUUCCACCACUCACUGCCAAGGUUUCAGAACUCGACAACUUUGGUGAUAAAGUGGUUGUCUUCCACGCACGCAGUGCCGGUUCAGACAACACGGCGAACGCCACUGUUCCUGCAGUCACUUCAGCGUCUCUCAACCCUCACCUCGCAUCUGGACCAACCGAGAAUGGACAUCUCGGUACCCCAUCUACGGGUGUACUAAAACCCACUGCGAGACAAUCAAGUGUAUCAUCAGGAUUGAGUCCUGACCACCCUGCACAAUUUAAUGCUUCAUCAGCACCUUCGCUAUCCGGUAUGUCUGGAUACACAGUAAAUCCUCAAUCCCCACUUGCAAAACAUGCCCCGGCUCCUUCAACACCAGCCGGAGGCAUUUCUCGAGGCAAUUUGGCUCUUCCCAAUGCUCAGCACCAAAGCCCCAAUCAGCACACGCCUUCUUUGUAUGCUCGAGCUUCAGGCUCUCCUCUCGUAGAGAACGAAUUACUUCCACCCCUGUACCCUGAGCGCGAACCGCACACACCGGCGGCUCAUGCGCAAGCUGCCCGGCCUCUUCAAUAUUCAACGAGACCACACAGUCUAUCCUCAGGAACACCGCAAGACCCACUCCAGCAUGGGCAACCUAACGGCAACGGUUACGGCUCAGCUGCCACCCGUCCGGAUAAUACACAUCCAGUAAGUUUGCUUUUCAUCUGCAAUUUAGUUGCGUGUGAACCUUCGUGGCGUCCAUAUGCGUGA
Messenger RNA from Aureobasidium melanogenum CBS 110374, 978 nucleotides. RefSeq lists its product as uncharacterized. NCBI's taxonomy places the organism in Eukaryota, Fungi, Ascomycota, Dothideomycetes, Dothideales, Saccotheciaceae. The transcript has a single exon. Bases 1 to 978 code for a protein of 325 amino acids. The record is from RefSeq and is a predicted model, not a curated record.